UACGAAGAAAAAGAACAUAAUUUAAUCAAAUAUUGCAAUGUGUGAUAGUUAAAAAUAUAUAUUUUUUCUUUUUAUAUUUUUUUUGGUUAUCUAGUUAAGUUGUUGAUUGUGGUCAAGAAAUGGGGUCUUUUCUGAUUUUAAUUGCAAUUGCACUCAGUGUGAUUGUGGCAGUCUCUUCAAAUGCCGUUGAUUCAAACCGAAUCGUAGGUGGAUUUGUUUCACCAGAGGGCGUGUUCAAAUAUAUGAUUUCACUGCAAGAAUUAAGCAAAAUACAAGAUUAUAGACGAGGACACAGAUGUGGAGGGGCUCUGAUCUCAUACCAGCAUGCACUGACAGCUGCAUCGUGCACCUUCAAUUAUAACAAUGGUGCGCUCACACCUAUUAACGUGGCUGAAUUCCGUGUGUUCGCUGGUUCAGUGUUGCUUACUAACGACGCAUCUGAAGAUCACGUUCGGAGUAUCUCAAACAUCAGAGUUCACCCCUCAUACUUGACAAGCCAACCAUUUGCUGAUGAUAUCGCUGUUAUAACCCUCACCGUUCCAUUCCCCAACAACGUGGUGAAACCAGUCCCUUUAUCUGAAAGAGAAGUUAGUCCAGAAGAAUUCGGAGUCUGCGAACUAUCGGGUUGGGGAAGUCGAAACUCAUCAGCCACUGAAAGUGCGGAAUUAGUAUACUCAAUCCAAUCAAUUCUUGAUUGGCAUGAUUGUGAGCGUGCGUUCAAUACUCUUCCUCCGCCUCACCAACUCGUUCUACUACCCAGUAUGAUCUGCGCGUACCCCGAUAAAUCAAUAGCAGUUGGGUGCACUGGCGAUAUUGGCAACCCCUUGGUCUGCCAUGAUAGCCUUACGGGCAUUGCUGUCAAGACCCUAAACUGUUCUAGGGUAGAAUUUACUGAGGUUUACACUAAGGUGGCCAUGUACAUUCCAUGGAUUAAUCGAGUCAUGAACGGUGCACCCUCAAUCGUGCAACCUGGAAUAGCUUUGUUAACUGCGUUUGUAGUCAUAGCUUCUAAAAUCAUAACCUAGAAGCUUCUUAAAGUAGCUAAGGAGGAAUAAUUAUUUUUUAAUGUUAAUAUCUCACUAAUAUAUGUAAUUUAUAAUUUAUUUCAUCUUCAAUAAAUGUUAUUUGAAGGCAA
Messenger RNA from Helicoverpa armigera (cotton bollworm), 1135 nucleotides. Its product is annotated as serine protease 30. Gene Ontology annotation, biological process: proteolysis. NCBI's taxonomy places the organism in Eukaryota, Metazoa, Arthropoda, Insecta, Lepidoptera, Noctuidae. The transcript is spliced from 7 exons. The record is from RefSeq and is a predicted model, not a curated record. Gene Ontology annotation, molecular function: serine-type endopeptidase activity. The coding region runs from base 120 to 1025 and encodes 301 amino acids.